CUCGUCUUUCUCCUCAUGCAGCAGCACGAGCAGCACGAACAGCAUCCCUCUUGGCUUCUCCGCGCCCCUCUUCUGCUUACGCUGCCGCCAUCUGUCAGGCUGUCAUCGGGCUCACCCAAGGGGGAGGAGGGGCAGGAGGAAGAGGAGGGUGCAGGAGAUGGAAGGAGGGGAAAGAGGAGAAGACAAAAGAUUCAUAAAACUAAAGCAGUUGUGGACGACAGCAAAAGUUCUCGUAAAGUUCAACUCUCACAAGUUGAAGGAAUGGGCAGCCUCCUAGUGGUCCUGCUCCUCUGCAGUUUCCACGCGCUCACAGCUGUAGCCCGAGCCCAGCCGCCCGAGAGCACCGAGGCUCCGGGAGACACUCUUUUACCAGGCAACUGCAGGGAGGAGAUGUACCCCUGCACGAGGAUGUACUCAGUUCACAGGCCCAUCAAGAGAUGUCUAGGGAAUCUGUGCCUCUACAGCCUUCCUCGUGUCUACGUGAUAAACAACGAGAUCUGUAUGAGGACGGUCUGCCCACAGGAUGAGUACCUCAAAGCUGAAAAGUGCAGGGAGCUGUCCGGCUGGCCCAAACGCAUCGAGAGGUCGUCGACCAGGAAACGCUGUCGCAGUCGCCGCAGCAACCCCAAAACUUGGGCAAACAAGGCCUGACGUUGCUCAAGGAUGGUGACGUCUCGUGUAGCGAGAACGGUGCCAUAAAACCAGUGAUCUGCAUCAGAGGCAGAGGCUGGGGGGGGGGGGGGGUCUUUAUUUCUCUUUCACUCAGACAUAAGAGUGGGGAGUCAUCUGUGUUCACAUAUUAGGCUUUUAAUUAUGUGUGUGUGUGAAUGUCAGGCUCAUUCCACCUUUGCGCUGUCGGACACAUAUGUCUUCCUUGGUUUACGAUCCACUUUUAAGGUACUGUAGUAAUGGGCUCGCAGUAGCACUGACUCAAUUUAUUGUAGAAAAAGAAAGACCCACACUGUUGUGGACUGUGAGGUACGCGCUGACAGCCCGGUAACAUGUGCGCUAUGUUAGCCAUUACAAUAAAAAAAAGUUUGUACAAGACUCAUGUGAGGUUUCU
This is a messenger RNA of Menidia menidia (Atlantic silverside), 1063 nucleotides long. Lineage: Eukaryota; Metazoa; Chordata; Actinopteri; Atheriniformes; Atherinopsidae. The record is from the annotation of a GenBank genome assembly.